GAUCGUGGCUAACUUCACGCGAUUAUUUUCCCGCCUAAAACACACCACAAAACACGAAGAAUCUUAAAAAGGUUAUUUUAAUGUAUUUCGCCUAUUUUUAAGCUAAACCCGAAUAAAAAUGAUUAAUCAACAAAUAGUCGAUCAAGAUUUGCAAGAAAUCGUAAAAGAAUACGAGGAUUUCUUAGAUGAUGAGGAACAUCAAGGUAAAUAUGUAACCCUUGUAAAAAGCAUGGUAGCCGAAAAUGGCAAACGAUUAAUUGUUAAUGUAAAUGAUUUAAGAAGAAAAAAUCCAACUCGAGCCAAACAUCUUUUAAACAACGCCUUCGAAGAACAACUUGCCUUUCAAAAAGCUUUAAAAGAAUUUAUCCCGAUCGCAGCUCCCGACUACGACAGUAAAACGUACGAAGAUGUUUUUAUUGGGUUUGAAGGGAGCUUUGGAAAUAAACACGUAACCCCACGGAGUUUGCACUCAAGAUUUUUGGGGAAUUUAAUUUGCGUAGAAGGAAUCGUAACUAAAUGUUCUUUGGUUUAUCCAAAGAUGGUAAAAAGCGUGCAUUAUUGUCCGGUUACUAAAAAAACGAUGGAGCGUCGUUACACGGAUUUAACUUCUUUAGAAGCAUUUCCAUCAAGCUCAGUUUACCCCACGAAAGAUGAUGAAGGCAAUACUUUAGAAACGGAAUUUGGUUUAUCAAACUAUAAAGAUCACCAAACAAUUUCAAUACAAGAAAUGCCAGAAAAGGCCCCUGCGGGGCAAUUACCCCGUUCGGUCGAUAUAAUUUGCGAUAACGAUUUAGUUGAUUUAUGUAAACCAGGGGAUCGGGUACAAAUCGUUGGGAAUUACCGAUGUAUGCCCAAUAAACAAGGAAGUUUCACCACGGGAACUUUCCGUACGGUCGUUAUCGCCAAUAACAUCACUCAACUCAGCAAAGAAGCAAAUCCUUCGAUUUCAAGGGAUGAUAUCGCCAAAUGCAAACAAUUAGUUAAAGACAAUAAAAACGUUUUUAAUUUAUUAUCGAAAUCUUUAGCUCCGUCGAUUCACGGACACGAAUACAUCAAAAAAGCCAUUUUAUGCUUAUUAUUGGGCGGGGUCGAAAAAAACUUGCUUAACGGAACCCGGUUAAGAGGUGAUAUUAACGUUUUAUUAAUCGGAGAUCCAUCCGUUGCGAAAUCACAACUUUUACGAUACGUUUUGUGCACGGCUCCAAGAGCUAUACCAACGACGGGUCGUGGAUCCUCGGGGGUUGGUUUAACCGCUGCGGUUACGACGGAUCAAGAUACAGGGGAGAGACGUCUCGAAGCUGGGGCGAUGGUUUUAGCAGAUCGAGGUGUUGUUUGUAUCGAUGAAUUUGAUAAAAUGUCCGAUAUGGAUCGUACCGCGAUUCACGAAGUUAUGGAACAAGGAAGAGUUACAAUUGCGAAAGCUGGGAUUCACGCCAGUUUAAAUGCACGGUGUUCGGUUUUAGCUGCUGCUAAUCCUGUUUAUGGGAAA
Molecule: messenger RNA, 1489 nt
Organism: Onthophagus taurus
Lineage: Eukaryota; Metazoa; Arthropoda; Insecta; Coleoptera; Scarabaeidae
Source: RefSeq, a predicted model, not a curated record